CCAUUUAUUAAAAGGAUAUUUUAGUUUUUAUUUAUUUUUAACAUGAAAUGUUCUUCUUUUUUAACAAUGUUUAGUUAAGUAUGUCAAAAAUAGCGCGAAACUACCUGACACCUUGGAAAUAUUGCUAUUUAUCAAUUUGAUUGGCAAAGGAAAUACUGUUCAUGAAACUUGAUACAUAUUAAUCGAUAAAAGAUUAUGCUUGCAAAUAAAAAGAACAUUAAUAUGAAAUUCAAUUUCAGUUGUAGAUAAUGUUGAGAAAUCAAUAGGUUUCAUGAAACUUAUUGUUACGAAUUUGUUGUAAAAAUUGCCUUGGAUGAAGUUAGCAGCAGCUAUGGUGUCAGAAAAUCUUUCUCAAUAUUAGUGAUCGCUGGUUAGUAAUUUUGUUGGAAACAGGAUAACGAAUAUUAUUUAAUAUUCUUUAGGAUCAAAUGUAUUUUAUUAGUGGUUUUUUAAAUAUUUAGAAUCUGUAUGUUGUUAAUGAAAAAAAAAAGUGAUGAGUUCUUGCAAAAUAUCCAUUGAAUUCUUGGAAAACAUUUUCCCUAAAUCUUGGUUUACUUGGUGAAAAAAAAACCGGCUUUAUCAAUUUGUUCGAAAGAUUGGGCUGAAAAGGCUAUGUUUCCGUGCUAUGUUUCAUAAAGAAAGUAAAAAAAGCGAAUGUGACAUUAACCAAAACAAUAACAAAAGAUUAAAAUUUCACAAUUUAAUUGAUUAAAAUGUCCAUAUUAGUUGAAAAUAAUUUGAUUAAGAAUGAAAAUGAAGAUAUUUUUGAACAGAAAUCUCAUUAUAUACCUUGUAAGAUUGAACAGGAUGGUUCUGCUAACGUAAAGAAAUAUUUUGACCCUUACAUCGUAGAAAACAAUUCACAAGAACUAUCGGCAACGUUUCGGGGGCAUCCUCUUGACGGUACACAGAUCACAUUUCCGGAGGGCUACCGAGCUGUUUUAGUAACUGAGACGAAGAGACCUUUAACUGAAGAUGCUGAAAGAAAAUUCCAGGUGACAGGGGGCUUCAAGAACUUCACGUAUUGGAAUUGGGAUAAGAAACCAUCGAAGAACGAUGAUUUAUGUAAAGCCAUGGACUGGAUCGAGAUUGCGGAAGCGGUCAGAUAUGUUUUUUUAAUCCUAGCUAUUCGCCGGUAGCCUAAGGGGUUAUUCCAGUUCCAGUCUAACUGUUUUUUUUUUUAAAUUAACACAAAUACUUUGUAUUACAAACUUAUUGAGACGAAGUGGUCUUAAUAGGCAUGAUGACAGUAGUCAAGUAUCGCUAAAAUAUUAAACUGAUCAAAUGAAAAAUGUAUUUAUUUUCAUAUUCAUGACGAGAUUUAUGAUUUAUUUGUUAAAAUAAAUCUGCAAAAUAUAACAAUCAGCAUAGCUUAAACACCAAUCAGAGCGAAUGACGUCACGUCUUAGUAAACGUCAUCUUGUUUCAUUUGAGCUUACGCGCGAUUACUGCAACUUUAACAAAAAAACUAUUGUUUUCGCUUUACCUGUCGCUAAAAUACAUUUUAUGAUCGUAGUUUACUAUUUCCACAACAGAAGUUCCACAAAAGCCAUCAGCAAGCUCUCUAAAUGGGUUAUUUAAUCUAAUUUUGUUUAGACCCAUGAGCAUAUUUUGUUAGCUGGAAUAUUAGUAUGUUUUUUCUAUUAAAUCAAUUAAGUAAUAACCGUUUUUGGGAACUCCAAUGUAAGAUCGCGGGCUCUUUGUAAUUUUAAGCAAGGUACAUUCCAGAAUUUUAGAUGCCUCCUGUUUUUUAUUGUCUUGUAUCAUCUCACUGCAGUCUAUUAUAGAUUUAAUUUUAAGAUAUUGUUGAUGAUGAUGAUUCUCUGUGCAUUACAGAUGGUAUAAAAGAAGUAUUACUAUCAGAUUGAUCUUCAGGGUGAUAUAUUUGCCUUGUAGUUUUAUGUAAUGUGGAUGUCCAUGGGAAUGUGAAAUUAUUUUAAUGGUUAUUGUCUGAAUUGAUAAAUUAUGGUAAAUAGUGCAUGAAAUUAAUCUUUUCUGUUAUCUAUAAUAAUUUUAGCAGUUGGUUUUUUUCUAACUAUCUGGCAUUCAAGUUUGUGAGAAUACAGCCUGGUUUCAUGCGAACCUGCGACACCAAUUCCAUUGUCCAUAAUAAUGAAUGAUGAAAUAAUUAUUGAACUUAUGAAAUUUUAGACCUCAAUUAAGGUCACACAUCAUUGUAAAAUUUACGAAAUAUGUACAAACUUACAUCAAAAUGAUCUUCACUUGAUCAUUGAAAUAUUUAGACUUAAACCUAUUGGUUGUCGCCGUGCAAGAGUCCAACCAUUUAUUUCUCAUUGUUUUGUUAUUUGGGACGUAAACAAAUUAACUUAUUCGGAGUUUUUAUAGAUGUACUAUUGCACUGAGGGAUCACACACCACUCAUACACUUUUGAAUUCAUAUUCAUUAUGCAAAAUAACAUGAUUUAUUAUACAAGCAUCUAAUGUUUACUAAUGACGUACUGAAGUUUACUGAGUAGUGACGUAAUGACCGACGCCAUGACACAGCGUUUUUGCGCGAAAUAGAAACUUAAAAUUAAAAUUUCAUUUUAUUGCAUGAAAACCUUUAUUUUCUACGGAAAUAUGAUAUAUUUUUGAUUUAAUAGAUACUUCUGAAUAUCAUAGAAUAGAUUUUGAAAAUUAGUCAUCAUGCCUAUUGAAAAUAGAUAAAGAAUCACUGUCAGGCGAGGUUUUUUAUCAGUGGACUCUGAAUUAUUGGCGUUCAGGUGCUGGAGCACUAAAUCACCCAUUCCAUAAAGCCUUUCACGCGGCCAAUGAAACUAAAAAAUGAAGUCCUGUCUAAAAUCUGCACGGACAAGCUACCAUAGACAUCAGCAUCACUUUUUUGCCCUGGUGAUGGAUGAGUUAUGGGAUUGGGUUUGAAGGGCUCGAUGUACGCUAGACCUAACAUUGAGACCGACCUCACGUUUCAAGAAGUAUUUCGGAUUGCGUCACUCGACUCGCAGCUGACUUGCUUAUUGUCAAGUAUAGCAGCCUCCUGCGGACAGAUAUAUAAUAAUGAAAUUAUUUCACCUUCCAGAUACAUGGCGAUUGACGAGUGUUCUUUUAUUGCUUUUUUUUCUAUUAAACUGACAUUUGUUGAAUGAAAAA
Messenger RNA from Bombyx mori (domestic silkworm), 3107 nucleotides. RefSeq lists its product as uncharacterized. The transcript is spliced from 3 exons. Gene Ontology annotation, cellular component: ribonuclease H2 complex. Gene Ontology annotation, biological process: RNA catabolic process. The coding region runs from base 714 to 1139 and encodes 141 amino acids. The record is from RefSeq and is a predicted model, not a curated record. NCBI's taxonomy places the organism in Eukaryota, Metazoa, Arthropoda, Insecta, Lepidoptera, Bombycidae.